This is a messenger RNA of Trifolium pratense (red clover), 1427 nucleotides long. RefSeq names its product putative protein phosphatase 2C-like protein 44. Gene Ontology annotation, biological process: protein dephosphorylation. NCBI's taxonomy places the organism in Eukaryota, Viridiplantae, Streptophyta, Magnoliopsida, Fabales, Fabaceae. Gene Ontology annotation, molecular function: protein serine/threonine phosphatase activity. Gene Ontology annotation, cellular component: nucleus; cytosol. Bases 374 to 1216 code for a protein of 280 amino acids. The transcript has 5 exons. The record is from RefSeq and is a predicted model, not a curated record.
GAAUAACCCAUCAAAGGGGAAAGAAAGAACAUAAAAAUACUUUCAACUAAGAAAAUUUGACUAUACUAUUACUAAUUAUAUUCAAAAUCAUCUUAACUCAAAUUUGAAGUUUAUGAGCUAUGGAAAGGGUAUCUUUGAAUCUAACUUUUUCUUUUGGAUUCUGCAUGUGCCCAUUAAUACUACUUUGUGGUCAGUGCCAAGGAUCAAAUAAAUAAGGCCAAUCCAUUUUUUACUCAACACCUAUAUAUAUUCAAUACUAUAUAUCACCAAAAACCAAAUGCAUUAAGGUCCCUCUAAUUAUUUAGGAUAAUUGAUUUGUUAAUAUAAGAUUUUCUUUCUCCAUUCAAGUUCUGUUCAAACAAUAGUGAACAACAUGAGAAUCAGACAUCUUCAUAUCAAGCUCAAGGCAUUUAGGUUGAAAAGGUUUCUGCUAAGAUUUCUAAGCAGAAAAAGAAGGCUGAUGCCAGCAAAAAAGCCUUCAUGGAUGACACCAGUAACACAUGGUUAUCAAGUGGUGGAACAUCAUAUGAUAAAAAAUGGUUCUGAUUACUCAGAUAUUGAUUCAAUUGUGGUACAAAGGGAGCAAAUGGAUCAAACUGAAUUGUGGUAUUUUGGAAUAUUUGAUCCAUUAGUUGGAGACAAGGUUACCAAGUACAUGCAAUCUCAUUUCUUUACAAAGAAGCUUCAAGAGGCUCAAAUAUGGAGAAAAAGCAAAGAAAUAAUGAAGAGAGCUUAUCUUGGUGUUAGGUCAAAGAUGAAAGAAGAACAAAGAUAUGAAGACACAUGUAGAAUGAGUUCAGCAUCUGUUAUGGUAAUCAAUGGAGAAAAACUUGUAAUAGCUAAUAUAGGAAAUUACAGAGUUGUUGUGUGUAGAGAUGGAAUGGCUCAUCAGAAAACUGAUACAUAUCAACAAUCAGUCAAACGACAUUGGUCUCGCAGAAUAUUUUCAGCAUAUGAAUCAGGAAAUGAAGUGGCUACAACUACAAGACAUUCUAGCAGCUCAGAACCUGUCAUCAGGAGUGAAAGUAUUGAUUCUGAUACUGAAUUUUUGAUAUUAGCAAGUAAUGGUAUAUGGGAGGUUAUGAAGAAUCAAGAAGCUGUGAAUCUAAUAAGUCAUAUAGAAGAUCCACAAGAAGCAGCUGAAUGUUUGGCAAAUGAAGCUCUAAAUAGGAUGAGCAAAAGCAACAUUUCAUGCUUAAUCAUUCGCUUUGAUUGAAGCCUUAACAUAUUCUGCCAUAAUAGCCACAGGGAUGUACCCCUUAUAGAGUGAAGACUUUGUAUGCUUAAUUGAUCCUUACAUAGUUGACCCUUUAUUACAUUAUCACUAUUGAUCAUAAUCAUGCUAUUUGUUGAUAUUUUAUGGUUCAAAUAAUUAUACAUUCAACUGACUUCAACACUUUUAGAACAGAAAAAAAAAAGAAAAAGGU